Molecule: messenger RNA, 2544 nt
Organism: Aspergillus nomiae NRRL 13137
Lineage: Eukaryota; Fungi; Ascomycota; Eurotiomycetes; Eurotiales; Aspergillaceae
Product: DEAD/DEAH box helicase
Exons: 1
Coding region: 1-2544 (847 amino acids)
Molecular function (GO): 5'-3' DNA helicase activity
Source: RefSeq, a predicted model, not a curated record
AUGCCUCAACCUCUGUUCAGCAAAGGAAGCUCCACCGUCAAGUUCCCGGUCAAGUCCAUUAAAUAUCAUGGCUCGGACGAAGAAACUACGAUGGCCGAAGAGAUCGCAACUGAUCCCGCAAUCAGUCUGAUGCUGUCCUCGGCAUUCAUCAAGCUCCGGCAGGGUGCCUCCACCGACCAGGGCCGCAGUCGCUCAUUCUGGAACAUCACAUUCCAUGUGAACGAAGUUACCAUUGUGUCACUUGAGACGAAGGAGAACGAGCUGGUGUACACCUUCAAGUCCAACCUCGGUCUGGUGGGCGAAGCCGACACUGAAAAGGCAGGCAAUCUACCACAGGCAUCUACAUACCCACUGGCAGCAGCGCCCUUGCUGAAUAAGGUUGUUGUGAUCGCCCUGGGUUUGCCCAGUGCCAAGCUAUGGGCAAAGCAAUCUGAGUUGGUCUGCCAGGCCCUUCGCGGCGACAGAUUCACGCUUUCCGAAGCGGAGACUGCCUAUAUAACUCUCAAUCGUGAUGCUAUCAACAACGAGGCUGAGGAAGAGCAUAAGUCCCUCGGUGUUCGUGGCUGCCUAGUCAAGAGUGUUGCAGUUGCGGACCGAAUUCUCUUGGGGAUAUGGCCCAAGGAAGAACGUCCGUUUCGCCUGUACAGAGGGUGCACUCUAGUACUCCGUGGCGAGGAAUGGUUUAACCAAGAAAAGGCCAAGGACUAUCAUAUUCCUGGCGAGAAGGGCGCCCCGGAGGACUGGAUGGCAUCAGUGACCGAGACCUCCCCUAAGUGGACAGGCUUGAUUGAUGCCCCAGUCCAUGCCGUCCUCCUCAAUCAAGUGGAUAUCAAGUUCAUCGGUCAAAUCGAGGAGGACGACGUUAAGGUCCAUCAGGUGGCCAACCCGAUGGUGCAGAUGCAGAUGCUGAGCGCCACCAGAAAGCUCUCUGAGCACUGGGGGGAGGAAAGCUUCGAUGCCAUGUGUCGUGAGUUCGAGAACCAAGAGGCGACAAUCCCCAGCGAGAGCAACAAGAAGCUUCCGCUGAGGUCCAUGUUCCUUGCUUCGACCCCCCGGGUCAAUACCCACGACCCAUGGGACACCUCGCUCACUGAUCUCAACUCCCUGGUGCCAGAGAGCUGGGGUCUGAAUGAGGCAGAGACCAAAGCAGCUACUCAGCUGCUGACGCAUUCCUUCUCCCUGGUGGUUGGGCCUCCAGGCACUGGUAAAACAAGGACAAUUGCCGCAGCAGCUAUGCUCGUCACCCAGAUCCUCGCCCGUGGGUCGGUCGGACAGGUCAAAUUGGCCGUCCUAGUCCCGACCCACGCAGCAGGAGCCGCUGUGAUGAACCAAUUGUGCACUGCAUUCGACCACGAGAAGUACCGCAUGGACAUGCUUGUACGCCUGCGUGGCAGAGCAGACUCCGAGGCCCGGCUUUUUGCCGCCGUCACUGAGCCCAGCGACGAUGUUGAGCGAAUGAUUGCUUGUGCAAAGAAGGCGCCUGGCAAAUACCGCGAGUUCCUUGCCGGCAUUCAGGAUAUUAAAGCCUCGGGCCGGGUGAAGAGGAAGUUUAAGGAGUUCAACCACCAGCGCCAGGAACUCAUCAGGAACAUCAUGAAAGAUGUUCAGAUCGUGGUAACCUUGCCGCUGAACGUGCGGGAGAUGGUUCGGCGCGAGUUCAACCCCGAAUUCGUCAUCUUUGAUGAGGCGAGCUUUUUCCGAGACCCUGAAAUUUUUUACAUCCUGGGUCAAUUGAAGAUUGAUGCUCGCGUACUCUUUGUCGGGGACCACAGGCAAUUGUCGCCUCCUGUCUUUACUCGCCAGGGUGAGAUGGCAUGGGCGAUAUCCGCCUUCGAACGUCUGAUCAACAAAAAGUAUCAUCAGACGUUGCUGAACGUGUCGUACAGGUCCCACACGAUCCUGUACCAACCGACCUCGGUCGCCUACUACGACGGCCAGGUUCAAGCCUUGUACGCUGCGCCCCGUGUCAACGUCGGGAUCAACCCGCGAAACCCCUUGGUUGUCCGACAGGGCAACAGAACCUGGACUCUGCCAGGCUUGUCGCACUUCCUUCACCUGGCACACGUUGAAGGUGAUACGAAGAAGGAUCCGUCGGGAUCCUUAUCCCACUCCAUGGAAGCCGAAGUUGGGGUCGCCCUGGCCCGAAGCCUCGUCGAUAGAGGUUGCCAGGAAAUUCUAAUUAUGUCCCCAUACCGGGCUCAAGUGGCCCUGGUAAAGAAGCUUUGGGAGCAGAGGCAUCCCGAUGCUGCGCCCUGCCCCAGGGUCCAAACUGUUGACGCUUCCCAAGGGUCGGAGGCGCAGGCCGUGAUUGUCCUAAUCACGCGCAAUUCGGGCUCGGCCGGCUUCCUCCAGUCCGUGAAGCGGACGAACGUAAUGUUGUCAAGGGCACGCACCGUCCAGUACGUGGUUGGCAACUGGGACUGGGUAGGCGGGCGCAGCUUUACAAUGGAUGCCGGCAAAUUAUACCGGUACGUCGACGUGGCCGGUCGCUCUCUGGGCAAGCGGGCCAAAUAUUAUACUGUCAACCCAAAAGUGGGGCAGUAA